CGUAGAACACAUUGUUCUCGUUCUAACGCACCACAGACGCCACCACAGACGCGCGAGGUCGCUGAAGAACCAAAUGAAACAUAGCCGGGGGAGAGUCCUCAGCACCAAUAGAGUUUGGUGACGCGAACCAAGAAAUCGCAUUGUUGCCGGAGCCUGAGAGCCGGUCAGCCAAGGGAAAAGUCUCUCCAACCAAGUGUGGCCGGCGGCUAUAAUUAGAAUACAAUCGUGUGAAUCCUACACAGAAUGCAGGAGGGAGGGUGUUGGCCGACGAUGGAUCUGCUGCGGUCGGAGCCGAUGCAGCUGGUGCAACUCAUCAUUCCAAUGGAGUCCGCUCACCGCACGAUCUCCUACCUCGGAGCACUUGGCCUCUUUCAAUUCAAAGACCUCAAUGCUGACAAGAGCCCAUUCCAGCGAACAUAUGCGACUCAGAUUAAAAGAUGUGGCGAAAUGGCGCGCAAGUUACGUUUCUUUAAGGAACAAAUGAUAAAGGCUGGUUUGUUGCCCACAGCAAAGUCAAUGACAGGUGCUGAUAUUGGCAUAGACAGCUUGGAGGUGAAACUUGGAGAACUUGAAGCUGAGCUGAUAGAGAUAAAUACAAACAAUGAAAAGUUGCAACAUUCAUAUAAUGAGCUACUAGAAUAUAAGAUUGUUCUGCAGAAGGCUGGUGAGUUUUUCUAUUCUGCUCAAAGUAGUGCUACAGCUCAGCAAAGAGAACAAGCGCAUCAAGAUGGUGAAGGAUCGAUUGACAGUCCUCUUUUACUGGAGCAAGAAAUGACGGAUCCCUCUAAGUACGUUAAACUUGGGUCUGUGAGUGGUCUUGUUCCCAGAGAAAAAUCAAUGGCAUUUGAAAGGAUUCUGUUUCGUGCAACCAGGGGUAACAUGUUUCUCAAGCAAGCAGUAAUUGAAGAACCUGUCAUUGAUCCUGUGUCAGGAGAAAAGGUUGAGAAAAAUGUAUUUGUUGCCUUCUAUUCUGGAGAAAGGGCGAGGAGCAAAAUUUUGAAAAUAUGCGAAGCGUUUGGAGCAAAUCGUUAUCCAUUUACAGAUGACCUGGGAAAGCAGUUUCAGGCAAUCUCGGAGGUGUCCGGCAAACUUUCAGAACUGAAGACUACAAUUGAUGUUGGACUGCUGCACCGGACUAAUCUGUUACGCACAAUUGGCUAUGAAUUUGAGCGGUGGAAUCUUUUGGUGAAGAAGGAGAAAUCCAUUUACCACACACUUAAUAUGCUCAGCAUUGAUGUGACAAAAAAGUGUCUUGUGGCUGAAGGGUGGUGUCCUGUUUUUGCCACAAUUAAGAUUCAGCACACAUUGCAGCAGGCAACAUUUGAUAGCAAUUCACAAGUUGGAGCCAUAUUCCAGGUUUUGCAUACGAAGGAAGCACCACCUACCUAUUUUCAAACUAACAAAUUCACUUCUGCUUUUCAAGAAAUUGUGGAUUCUUAUGGGGUAGCCAAAUACCAGGAAGCUAAUCCUGGUGUAUACACAGUUGUUACAUUCCCCUUCUUAUUUGCUGUAAUGUUUGGUGAUUGGGGUCAUGGUAUAUGCUUGUUACUUGCAACACUAUAUUUCAUAAUAAGGGAGAAGAAAUUUUCCAGUCAGAAGCUUGGAGACAUCAUGGAGAUGACAUUUGGUGGCCGUUAUGUUAUUUUGAUGAUGGCAGUUUUCUCAAUAUACACAGGAUUGAUAUACAAUGAAUUCUUUUCAGUCCCAUUCGAACUAUUUGGCCCCUCUGCCUAUGAUUGCCGUGACCCUUCCUGCAGGGAUGCUUUUACAGUGGGCUUAAUCAAGGUGCGUGCCACAUAUCCCUUCGGUGUGGAUCCUAAGUGGCACGGUACCCGCAGUGAGUUACCAUUCCUUAACUCAUUGAAGAUGAAGAUGUCGAUCCUACUUGGAGUAGCCCAGAUGAACCUUGGAAUCAUAUUGAGCUAUUUCAAUGCAAAGUUCUUUGGAAAUAACAUUAAUAUCUGGUACCAAUUUGUUCCACAGAUGAUAUUUCUAAACAGCCUAUUUGGCUACCUCUCACUACUAAUAAUUGUGAAAUGGUGCACGGGUUCACAAGCUGAUCUGUAUCAUGUAAUGAUAUACAUGUUCCUGAGUCCUACUGAUGAUCUGGGUGAAAAUCAGCUUUUUGUUGGCCAGAAAAUACUUCAGCUUAUGUUGUUAGUUCUGGCCCUUGUUGCUGUACCAUGGAUGUUGUUUCCCAAGCCUUUUCUUUUGAAGAAGCAACAUGAAGAAAGGCACCAAGGUCAAUCCUAUGCAUUGCUUCACAGCACUGCUGACUCAUUUGAAAUGGAGGUGGAUCCUGAGCUGCAUAGUCAUGAGGAAUUUGAAUUCAGUGAAGUUUUUGUACACCAACUUAUACACACAAUAGAGUUCGUUCUGGGAGCAGUUUCAAAUACGGCUUCAUAUCUGCGUUUAUGGGCCCUCAGUCUUGCCCAUUCCGAGUUGUCAAGUGUAUUCUACGAAAAAGUUCUACUUCUUGCCUGGGGAUUCAACAAUAUUCUUAUCCUCAUUGUUGGUAUAAUCGUAUUCAUUUUUGCGACUGUUGGUGUGCUGCUGGUGAUGGAAACCUUGAGUGCCUUCCUGCAUGCUCUGCGGCUUCACUGGGUGGAGUUCCAGAACAAGUUCUAUGAGGGAGAUGGCUACAAAUUUUACCCAUUCUCGUUUUCAUUACUUGGUGAAGAGGAUGAAUGAUAUGCUGGCAAAGCCUAGUUGCAAGGUAGAACAUUGAAAAUAAUAUACAUAGAAAAUGAAAUAGAUAACAUUAAAUUUGUUCUCGCACGGAUAGUUCAAUUCUUUCAUUGGUAUAUAUAUAUAUAUAUAUAUAUAUAUAUAUAUAUAUAUUCAAUACCCUGCCCCUCUCAUUUAUCAUUAGGGUUCCCUUGUGUCUUAGUUUUUUCUUUUUCUUGGGGAAAAGGGUUUGGUGACGGUGAUGGAAAUUUGUAGUUAUUGUUGUAUUAGUCCUAUGAAGGCGAGUAUUUGUAAGUGCCUACUUAAUGGUUUCAAGAAGGUGCUACAUUGUGUACGUUUUAAAUAUAUUUUGCUCUAUUGUAAUGAAAUCCGGACUUAUGUUUGAUGGUUCAC
Malania oleifera is the source of this 3081-nucleotide messenger RNA. RefSeq names its product V-type proton ATPase subunit a2-like. The transcript is spliced from 18 exons. Gene Ontology annotation, biological process: proton transmembrane transport; vacuolar acidification. Lineage: Eukaryota; Viridiplantae; Streptophyta; Magnoliopsida; Santalales; Ximeniaceae. The record is from RefSeq and is a predicted model, not a curated record. Gene Ontology annotation, molecular function: ATPase binding; proton-transporting ATPase activity, rotational mechanism. The coding region runs from base 244 to 2691 and encodes 815 amino acids. Gene Ontology annotation, cellular component: vacuolar proton-transporting V-type ATPase, V0 domain; vacuolar proton-transporting V-type ATPase complex.